AUGUUUAACAGAAGAAAACACUAGUAUGAGUAAAGAAGUAAGAAAGAGGAGAACUCAUAUGAGAGCAGGACCCUUCUGAAUGUAAUUAGCUGCCACAGGAGAUGAAGGCCACUCUCCCGCUGUGUUUGCUGGUGGUUGCACUUCACCCCGCUGUCCACAGCCUGCCACAGGCCAGCCACUAUGAAGGCAAGCACAAGGAGACUCACCCCCAGGAGCAGCAUCCCUGUGGGGAAGAUCCCGGUGGAUCCUGCUGCAGGAUAGUCCCCAGCAACACUGACUUUGCUUUCAGGUUUUACAGGCAAGCAAGCACAGAGGACCCCGACAGGAAUAUUUUCUUCUCUCCGGUCAGCAUCUCUGCUGGCUUUGCCCUCCUGGCCCUGGGCUCCAGAGCUGCUACCCAAGCACAGGUGCUGGAAGGGCUCGCUUUUAACCUCACCGAGAUCCAGGAGGAGGAGAUACACAAUGGCUUUCAUCAUCUCCUCCUCGAGCUGAACCACCCUGGCAGUCAGAUACAGUUGAAUAUGGGGAACGCCCUGUUCAUGGGCGAGCACCUCACACCACUGAAAACGUUUUUGAAGGACAGCAAAAAGCUGUAUAUGGCAAAAGUUAUUUCUAGUAACUUUCAGAAUUCUACUGAAGCUAAAAGUGAGAUCAAUAACUAUGUAAAGAACAAAACCCAUGGGAAGAUAAACCGAAUAGUCAAAAACCUUGCUCCAGACACUUUAAUGGUUCUUGUUAACUACAUUUAUUUCAAAGCUUACUGGGAAAAUCCUUUCAAUAUUAAGGGGACCCGUAAGGAUUAUUUCUAUGUGAAUGAGAAGACUUCAGUCGAAGUGGAGAUGAUGAAUCGAGAUGGAUUUUAUAAAAACUACUUUGACAGAAAGUUUUCUUGUGAGGUGGUACAGAUUCCUUACACAGGAGAUGUGAUGGCAUUAUUUGUCCUACCCAGCAAAGGAAAAAUGAAACGAUUGGAAGAUGCUCUUACAAAAGACACUGUGUCUAAAUGGGAAAAAUCACUUGAAAGACGGAGGAUAGAAGUGCAUGUUCCAAAACUAUCUAUUCAUGGCACCUAUGACUUAAAGAAGAUGUUCAUGAAUCUGGGUGUAACUGAUGUGUUUUCUGAUCAUGCUGAUCUAUCUGGAAUCACAGGAGAGCCAGAUGUAAAGGUUUCAAAAGCCACUCACAAGGCAUUGCUGAAUAUCCACGAGAAUGGCACAGAAGCUGCAGGAGGCACUUACACAGAAUUAGUUCCUCAUUCUGUUCCUCCUGUUGUUAAAUUCAAUCGUCCAUUUUUGCUGUUAAUUAUUGAUCAAUACACUCGUAGCAUCCUCUUCAUGGGAAAAAUUGUAAAUCCUACUGAAAAAUGACUGGUCUUGAAAAAAAAUGCAUUCUUCAUGCAAUUUUAUUUCUAUGUGAUUAAAAUUAUAUCAAAGUUGUUACUAGCAGUUUUCUAGUUCUGAAGAAAUGAGGUAAGUAUGCAAUCGUUCUUGAAAACUGUAUUUCCUCCCCCGCUUCACCAGAAAGUAACCUUUGAGCUAUGCCUACUAGUGAAUUAUGGAUGGACUUAGAAUCAGGCUUUUAGUGACCAAUGCAUGCUGUCUUUGAAAAAUAAGGUAAAUAUCCAUCCUGAAGAAGGCAAGUUGAAAUAUUUUAAGUAAUAUGUAUUACCGUUCAAAGUACAAAUGCAGUUCACCCAGAGAUAUCUCGGGUUUCUUCCACCUGGACAUCAGUGAAGGAGAAAGGUCACUCUGUAUUUCCAUGAGAAGAUGAUUGUCCUCUCACUCUGAGGAUGUCUGUGCCAAUUUGACUGUUCUGAUCCAGUGUCAUGGACCCAGGGUGAUCCAGAGUGGUACCAAAAUCUAGCCACAAGCACAUAGGAGGACAUAGAGCAGCAAGGAAAGCAGCUGCCUAUUGACAGGAAUACAGUAACUCUGAGUGUGGUGCCAGCCUCAUUUCUUCUCUCUUCUGUCCUUUGGCUUCAACAGAAUUGCUCCUGACCCAGUGGUUACACCAGUCAAUGUCAAGACCCUACAAUUUCAGCAGAGUCACAUUCUUCAUUAAAACAGAGGAGGACGUUAUAACAUGCACAUGGUUGUAUUAGAGAGAUUCACUAUAGGUGUAGCAUAGAUCGGGGAGGGGGGAAAAAAAGCUAACCCUUUUCAGUGUUGUAUGUCAUUCAUUUUAAUGCCAAAUAGAGUUGAAUGACAAGGAACUUAUUUUUUCAGGAUCAGGAAUCUGAGUUUGUAGGAUCUUGAUUUGUAGGGCAUGUAUUUAGUAACUGGGGAGAAGCUGCUCUGUAGAGCCUGACCUGUUCAAAGCAAUAAUUACCCUCUCACAUCAAUCUCUGACGUUAGAUCAUUUGCCUUGAAUAAAGAAAACUUAUGUUGAGAUCCGUCCUUUGCCGAUAUGGGGAAAAAUCCCAUACUUAAAAUAUCCUAAAAUCCGUAUAGAUCAGGCUCAUACUUUGAAAGAUC
Nothoprocta perdicaria is the source of this 2474-nucleotide messenger RNA. RefSeq names its product alpha-1-antitrypsin-like. The record is from RefSeq and is a predicted model, not a curated record. The transcript is spliced from 5 exons. NCBI's taxonomy places the organism in Eukaryota, Metazoa, Chordata, Aves, Tinamiformes, Tinamidae. Bases 102 to 1367 code for a protein of 421 amino acids. Gene Ontology annotation, molecular function: serine-type endopeptidase inhibitor activity. Gene Ontology annotation, biological process: negative regulation of endopeptidase activity.